AUGUAUCACUUUCGAAAUUGCUCUACAACUCUCCUUUUAAUGCCAAAAAAAAAUAAUAAUAAUAACACCCCUCGAAACAAAAAAUUAAAAAAGGUCAACCUCUCUCUCUCUCACUCUCUCUCUCUCUCUCUCUCACUCACUCAGUUUCUUUUUUUUUUCAUCAUAUCUUACUGUCUCCUUCGUUGCUUCAAUUCUUUUGAUCUGAGAAUGUUAUUUUUUCUUUAUUUGUCUCCGCUUUAUUCUUUGUUUUUACUACUUUUCCAAAAUGUUCCUCUUCUUCUUCUUCUUCUUCCUCUAAUCUUUUUUGCCAUUAACCUUUUUUUUCUGAAUUUUCUCAAACUUCUCAUUCUUUCUACUUACUCCUUUCGUUUAUAUUCAAAACACGUCCAUUUCUUUCUGUUAUUUUUUCAACCUCUUUUUCUCUCCCUUCUUUCUGAACUACCAAAAAAAUUAAGGCGCAACACAAUCUCGUUGAAUCCUUAA
Molecule: messenger RNA, 483 nt
Organism: Acanthosepion pharaonis
Lineage: Eukaryota; Metazoa; Mollusca; Cephalopoda; Sepiida; Sepiidae
Source: the annotation of a GenBank genome assembly